Molecule: messenger RNA, 204 nt
Organism: Ostreococcus lucimarinus CCE9901
Lineage: Eukaryota; Viridiplantae; Chlorophyta; Mamiellophyceae; Mamiellales; Bathycoccaceae
Gene: PETM
Product: PetM subunit of cytochrome b6f complex
Exons: 1
Cellular component (GO): cytochrome b6f complex
Source: RefSeq, a predicted model, not a curated record
CGCAGCGCCCGUGUCGCGCCGCGCAAGUCCGUCCGCGGCGGCGCCGCCGUGACCAAGGCUUCCAUGGUUGAGGUUGCGCAAAUCGCCAACCAGGGUGCGGAGAUUGCGUCUAUCGCCACGACGUGCUUCAUCAUCACCCUCAUCGGUCUCGCCUUCGGUUUUGUGCUCCUUCGCGUCGAGGACUCCGUCGUGAACGGCGAAUAA